Quercus lobata is the source of this 657-nucleotide messenger RNA. Its product is annotated as glycine-rich cell wall structural protein-like. Lineage: Eukaryota; Viridiplantae; Streptophyta; Magnoliopsida; Fagales; Fagaceae. The transcript has a single exon. Bases 46 to 657 code for a protein of 203 amino acids. The record is from RefSeq and is a predicted model, not a curated record.
UCUUUCUUGUACCGGUAUUUGUUUCCUCUUAUUCUAGAAAAGAAGAUGGGGAAGCUUUCUAAGUACUGUGGUGUGUUUGGUGUGAUGUUGGUAUUGUUAGUGAUAGCUGUAGGGACAACAGAAUGUAGGAAAAUUGAAAAAGAUACAUUUUCUGAUGGCAUAGGAGGUGGAGGAGGCGUUGGGGGUGGUGGAGGAGGGGGAGUUGGAGGAGGUGGUGGUGCUGGGGGAGGAGUUGGAGUUGGUGUUGGUGGGGGUGGGGGUGCAGGUGGUGGCAUUGGAGGUGGAGGUGGUGCUGGUGGUGGCAUCGGAGGUGGAGGUGGUGCUGGUGGUGGUGCAGGUGGAGGCAUUGGAGGUGGGUCUGGUGGUGGUGUAGGAAUUGGAGGAGGAGUUGGUGGGGGUGCAGGUGGUGGCAUCGGAGGUAGAGGUGGUGCUGGUGGUGGUUCAGGUGGAGGCAUUGGAGGUGGGUCUGGUGGUGGUGUAGGAAUUGGAGGAGGAGUUGGUGGGGGUGCAGGUGGUGGCAUUGGAGGUGGAGGUGGUGCUGGCGGGGGUGCAGGUGGAGGCAUUGGAGGUGGGUCUGGUGGUGGUGUUGGUGGGGGUGCAGGUGGUGGCAUUGGAGGUGGUGGCGGUGCAGGAGGGGGUAUUGGUGGUGGAUUUUAA